GCGACGCCGAGCGGAGUGGCCUUCCGCGCAAGGGAAGAGUCCCGCAGUCGGAGGCGGCCGGCUGGGCGUGCGCUCGCUGCCCGCAGCCAGGGCUGGGCCGGAGGCGGGCGAGGGCCGGGACCCGGGCCGGGCCGGACCUAACGGGCAAGGGGCAGCGGCUGGAGCCGGGUAGCCAGGCCGCACCGAGCAGGGGACCGCGGGCGCGAGGUCUGCGGGCUCCGGAGCCCCGAUGUGAGGCGGCGGCGCCCCCGGCCGGAGCGCGCACCAUGGGGGCCCCGCUCGCCGUGGCGCUGGGCGCCCUCCACUACCUGGCACUUUUCCUGCAACUCGGCGACGCUACACGGCCCGCCGGCCACGCGCCCUGGGACAACCAUGUCUCCGGCCACGCCCUGUUCACAGAGACGCCCCACGACAUGACUGCGCGGACGGGCGAGGACGUGGAGAUGGCCUGCUCCUUCCGCGGCAGCGGCUCCCCCUCCUACUCGCUGGAGAUCCAGUGGUGGUACGUGCGGAGCCACCGGGACUGGGCCGACAAGCAGGCGUGGGCCUCCAACCAGCUAAAAGCAUCUCAGCAGGAAGACGCAGGGAAGGACGCCACCAAAAUAAGCGUGGUCAAGGUGGUGGGCAGCAACAUCUCCCACAAGCUCAGGCUGUCGCGGGUGAAGCCCACGGACGAAGGCACCUAUGAGUGUCGUGUCAUCGACUUCAGCGACGGCAAGGCCCGGCACCACAAGGUCAAGGCGUACCUGCGGGUGCAGCCGGGCGAGAACUCCGUCCUGCACCUGCCCGAGGCGCCUCCGGCCGCCCCCGCCCCGCCCCCGCCCAAGCCGGGCAAGGAGCUGCGCAAGCGCUCGGUGGACCCGGAGGCCUGCAGCCUGUAGCUGCGCUGCGGGAGCUCGAGCCGCACCGAGGACGGACUGCUUGCGGCCGCCGCCUCCUCCGGGCUGCCUGUGGCUGCCGUCACGCCGGCCCUCUGCCCACCACCCCCGCUCAGCAUGCAAGCCCACCCGCCCAUCCCCCCUUCAGCCCCUCGCGGUGACCCGGCUCGGAGAAGGUGGCCCUGGGCUCCAAGGGACGACUGCCCUGCCCCGAUGUUGGGGCGGGGACCAUGCCGGGGGCCUGGGCUGCCCGGUUUCUGCCACCAGCUUCUGUGGAGUCCCUUGUUUUGCUUUGCUUGCUUGUCCCCAUCCUGUCCUGAGCCGGGCCUCCCAGCCUUCCCCUCACUUGGACCCGAGGCUGCGGACCGUGAUCCCUCCCUAGUUUUGGACUUGAAUCCUCUGAGCAGAACUAGAGCCUCUCACCCUCCACCGGAAGAAAUGGGGCACAGAGCCCCCAGGAGGGCCUUUCUGUGGCAGUGGCCCUGUAGCAGGAUCGCUCACCAGGGCCUGAGAGAAGAAUGAGGUGCUGUGUGACCUCCUGGUGGGCCCUUCCUGUCCAGCCUCUUUAUAUCUAAACAGCGGGUCUGACCCUCCAGGGAGUCCGGCGCCAGAAUCUGCCAAUCCACAGCGGUCAGAGGGAGGCUUCCCCUCGGUCCCAGCCCGCACAGGGCCGUGCACCAGCAGGACCCCUUCAGGGUCCUUGGGGCUCGCCCAGGAGCUCCCUCUGCCAGCCUUGAUGUCAUAGUCCCCUCUUCGGCUGCAAGUCCACCCAAGGCCUGGGGCUGUUGGGAGCCAAGGGCCCCCCUUUACCAAUUCCCUCACCACUCCUGAUCAGGGGCACCCCCACCCCUGGUGAUGUGUAAAUAUUUCUAUUGGGCCCCUCCUCACCCCCAGAACUGGCUCUCUAGCCGCCGGUGAGCGAAGGAUCCAGUUGCUGGGAGAGGUGGAGGGCUUUGCCUGGGGGUGAGUGGGUAGCCCUGUAUACAUAAUCCAAUCUGUGACUACCAGCCAACCCGAAUAAAGCGGUUUAAAACAAG
This is a messenger RNA of Chinchilla lanigera (long-tailed chinchilla), 1915 nucleotides long. RefSeq names its product V-set and transmembrane domain containing 2 like (gene Vstm2l). Bases 267 to 881 code for a protein of 204 amino acids. NCBI's taxonomy places the organism in Eukaryota, Metazoa, Chordata, Mammalia, Rodentia, Chinchillidae. The record is from RefSeq and is a predicted model, not a curated record. The transcript has 4 exons.